Messenger RNA from Lucilia cuprina (Australian sheep blowfly), 2459 nucleotides. RefSeq names its product zinc finger protein 534-like. NCBI's taxonomy places the organism in Eukaryota, Metazoa, Arthropoda, Insecta, Diptera, Calliphoridae. The record is from RefSeq and is a predicted model, not a curated record. The transcript is spliced from 2 exons. Gene Ontology annotation, molecular function: zinc ion binding. Bases 315 to 2243 code for a protein of 642 amino acids. Gene Ontology annotation, cellular component: nucleus.
UUUUAUUGAAAGAUAAAUUGGCUUAAAUUUUUUAUACGUAUAAUUUUUCAAUCUUGGAAAAAUUUUUCCUUUAAAAAUGUUUUUCCGAACUACUUUUUCCCCAGAACUAUCGGCUACAGUCAAAUUGUUAUAAAAGCAAAUUUGUUUCGGAGUUGAAAUAUGGUAUAAAAUCGCCAAGAGUCCUUAAUUGUGAAAAUAUUGCAAACUUUUAAAACAACACUGUUUUUUUUUUGUUUUCAUUUUAUAUUCGUCAAUUAAGUUUUCUAAUUAAAUUUUUAUAUGGUUUUUAUAUAUUUUAACAAUUCUAAUUAAACAUGUCUUCAGCCACAUCCUGCCGUUUAUGUAGCUUUAGCUGUGAAGGGUUUAAAAAUUUAUAUGAAGAUAAUGGUCAGAAAAGUGAAGUUUAUGAAGUUGCAGUCAAAUAUUUUAAUUCAUUGCUCUUGAAUUCUGGUGCAGAAACUUCUACUCCAAGCGUUAUUUGUUUAGAUUGCUGGCAACAUAUUAGCGAUUUUCAUAGCUUUCAACAAUGGAUCCUCAAUGCUCAAAUAGAACAAGAAGAUGUAAAACUGGUUGUACAUGAAGAUGAACAAUCAGUUUUAGAAACCGAUGAUCUAAUGUCAUCUAUUGAUAUUAUUGAAUUUGAUAUAACUGAUACAAGGAGUAAAACAAAAUCAAAUGGUUCAUUCAAAUCAGAUGACAUAGAGUAUAAAGGAGAAUUUUAUAGUAAAGAUGAUGACGAUACUAUUAUAGCUAAACUAAAGGGAAUGUUGGAAUGUUAUAAAUGCAAGGAUCUAUUUUCAAGUUUUUCUACGCUAGAAAUACAUUUUGAACAAUUGCACCCGCUGGAACAAUCUUGUGUCGUUUGUUGUGGAGAAAUAUUUGAUGUAAAAUGGAGGCUUGUUGAACACCUCGUUGUUGCUCAUAAUAAAAUUGAUGUAAAUCCUUUUAAAUGUGGAACGUGUAGUGCAUCAUUUUCACAAUAUGGCAACUUAAGGAGACAUGUACGUAAAAAACAUGCAGUUCAACCAUUACUGAAAUGGACCUGCAGAUAUUGCAACAAACUGUUUAGAAAUCAUUUACAUUUAGAAAGACACAAACAUAAAAUACAUGCUUCGCAGGAAAAGAAAGAUUUUCCAAAAAAAUUGUCACAAACUGUUAAUAAAAUUAAAAAACGAAAAUAUUCAGAAGAUUAUGAUGUAGAUUGUGAACCGGAGAAAAUUUCCUUAGUCAAUACGGAGACAAAAGAAAAUCAGAUGUAUAUAAAAGAAGAAACAAUUGAUAUUAAGCAUAUUGAAAUAAAUUUGCCCUCAACUUCAAUUGACUUUAAUUCCACUGUUCAAAUACAAAUGCCUGCUUUAGAUAUAAUUGAUGUAAAAAAGGAAAAUUUAACGGAUAGUGAAAUUGAAGAAGAUUCAAUUAAUAAGAAAUCUUAUUCCAACAUAAAAGAAGAACCAAAUUUACCAUCGACAAAGUUUAAGAGCAAUUUAAAAUGUCCCAAAUGUAAUAUAACUGUAAAAAGUUACGACCAGUUAAAUGGCCAUUUCAAUAUACAACAUCCGGAAGAACGUUGUUAUAUUAAUUGUUGUGACAUUACUUUAUACGAGCAAGCUAGCAUAGUUGAGCAUUUGCAAUUUCAUGAAAAUCCUAAAAGGUUUAAGUGCAACGAUUGUGGCAAAUGUUUUAAGAAUAGCAAAGGUUUGGCUUCCCAUAAGCUGCAAGUUCAUGCUGAUAAUAGAAGUGUUUAUCAUUUACAUUUUUGUUAUUGCAAAAGAGCUAAAGAGCUUCAAAAAGAAAAUAAACAGCAACAAAUCGGAUACGACACCUCGGUUUGUUGUCAACGUAAAAAGAAAAUUUUAGAAGAUGAUGCUCUCAUUGCAAAGUGGAAAAAAGUUUUAAUUUGCGAAAUUUGUAAAACUACUUUCCCCUACUACUCUUUGAUGCGGAUGCAUUUCUAUCAUAAUCAUCCGGGAGAAAAGUGUUACAUAUCAUGUUGUCAACGCAAGAUAUCUCGAAUUUCUGAUGCUUUAGAUCACAUACGCUCUCAUUUGGACCCGAAUGUAUAUCGCUGUAAAAUAUGCAAUACAAUCUGCUCCAGCAAAAGCUGCUUAGCGAAACAUAUGCGUAAUGCCCACAACGAUUACUUGCCAAAACAUAAAUGGGCUUGUGAUGAGUGUGAUAAAACGUUUGAAAUACGUCAAAUAUUAACAAGACAUAAAAAUAGUUUCCAUUCCAAACAAGUUUAAUUUUAAUAUAAUACAUAUUAUGUAAUCAAUUAAACAACUGUAUAUAUUAAUGUUUACCUCCAAUUUUUUUUAAAUUUUAUUUUCCGAAUUUAUAUUAUAUGAAUUAUAUUACUGAUUUAAGAAAUAAUAAGAUGUUUUAGUCUUAAAAAUUACUUAUGAACAACUGAAUUAAAGAAACAAUUGAAAAAAGGAAAUAAAUGAACCUGUGCAUUCUAU